Molecule: messenger RNA, 2073 nt
Organism: Misgurnus anguillicaudatus (oriental weatherfish)
Lineage: Eukaryota; Metazoa; Chordata; Actinopteri; Cypriniformes; Cobitidae
Gene: pnpla3
Product: patatin-like phospholipase domain containing 3
Biological process (GO): positive regulation of triglyceride catabolic process; lipid homeostasis; triglyceride catabolic process
Cellular component (GO): lipid droplet; membrane; cytoplasm
Molecular function (GO): triacylglycerol lipase activity
Source: RefSeq, a predicted model, not a curated record
UGCGUGAAGUCGAACUCAUUCAUUCCGCGGUUAAGAGAUUGCCCUCAGUUCCUUAUUUGUCAAACACUAUCAGACGUAAUAGCUCAAGAGCAAAAGUCACAAAACAGCGCACCAACAAACAUUAGCACACGAAUGGGAGGACCUACAGAAGAUAUGAUAUUUAUACAGAUCGACUCACUUCAACGCAAGGGAGAAUCGGACAUGUCAGCAUUUUUGUCGCAGUCAUGUUUGAUUUAAAGGAAGGCUGGAAUCUCUCGUUCGCAGGAUGUGGAUUUCUAGGGAUUUAUCACAUCGGUGUUGCGAGCUGUCUUCUCGAGCAAGCUCCCUAUCUAGUGCGCGGUGCCACCAAGAUCUACGGAGCCUCCGCCGGAGCGCUCACUGCCUCAGUGCUCACUACAGAGGCUUGUUUAGAAAAAUGUUGCGAGGAUGUCAUUGACGUCGCCAAAGAGGCCCGAAAACGCAACCUUGGUCCUUUGCACCCGACAUUCAACCUGGUGAAGGUGUUACGUGGAGGCCUUCAUCGCGACCUGCCGUCCAACGCGCACACACUGGCCUCAGGUCGACUGUGUGUGUCCCUCACACGGGUCACAGACGGACAAAAUGUCCUGGUCUCGGACUUCAGCUCCAAAGAUGAACUCAUCCAGGCUCUUGUUUGUAGCUGUUUUAUUCCUAUAUAUUGUGGUUUAAUCCCUCCGGCAUUUCGUGGUGUGCGUUAUGUAGAUGGUGGUAUUAGUGACAAUCUGCCACAGUCAGAGCUGAAGAACACCAUCACCAUUUCUCCAUUCUCAGGAGAGAGUGAUAUCUGUCCAAAAGACAGUUCCACCAGCCUCCACGAACUGCGUUUCACAAACACCAGCAUACAAGUCAACCUUGACAACAUGUACCGACUGAGCAAAGCCCUGUUUCCCCCAGAACCAAAAGUGUUGGCUGAGAUGUGUCAGAGUGGGUAUAAAGACGCCCUCCGAUUUCUCCAAAAAAACAAUUUGCUACAGGUGUCAUGCCCGACUGCAGACAUGGCUCUGAUUGAGGCCAUGCCCACCUGCUGCUGUCCGGCCCAAAAAAAUUCAGUCGUCACGGAAACCACAAAAGAGUGGGUGCUGAGGAGACUCCGCCUCAUGCAAAAACAUCACUGGUGGUUGGAUGAACAGAUAGUUGAGAACCUGCCCACAUCCAUUAAGAAAGUGUUUUGUGAGGCCUGCAGGGAAAAGCAUGGUCUGCUGGCGCAGGUCACCGACUUACUGCCAUUGCGUGUGGCUUCAUACAUGUUAAUGCCGUAUACACUGCCGGUGCAGUCAGCUUAUUCAGCAGCCCAGAGGUUUCUGGAGUGGAUCCCAGAGGUGCCUGCAGAUGUGCGCUGGCUUGCUGAGGUCGCAGGAGGUGUUUACAGACAUGCUUGGAAAGGUACACCGUUAGAGACAAGCAGCGCCCCCUUGAGAAGAUGUGUCAGCGAGCCACCAACAGUACACUUUCAAAAACCUGUCAUUGACCAGAAUGGACAUCUACCUCUUUCUGCCAGCAACCUUGAAGGUUACAAUUGGACUUUCCCAGAAGACUUACAUGAGGCAUCCCCUGACACCUCACAAAGCCAGAUGUGUUUUUUUGUUGGCUCACAGGGACCUCACAAGUGCCAAACAGACCAAUGCAAGAGCUCUUCGUCUUAGUUAACCAUUUGCAGAGCUCGAUGGGUGUCAAACUUCUUCACCUGGUCCAUUUUGGCAAUGCAUUGGAUAAAGUGGUCAUUGGUUUAUGUCUUGAAUCCAGAGCUGAAAUGACAUACAAUAACAAGCACUCCUCUUUUCUGAUAUGCGUGUCCAAAAUAAAUGCUUUUUUCUCCAUUACGAAUCAAAGACAUUGCAUUUAAUUGCUCUGUAAAAAUCACAUUAAGCUAGCAUAUAUGCACAUUUAUACUUUUGUGCAUCAUUCAGUCUGUUCCCCAAAUGGACUGCAGAAUGGAGGAAUCUAAUGGCAUAGUUUGCAUUACAGUUGGUGCUACUACUUGUUCUUGAAGUACUUUAUGUAUGUCACACAUGUGCAAUCAAAUAAAGAAAAUGGGUAUUGUAUUUGAUUUAUGCA